ACCCCACAUGUAGGGCCAUCGACAUCCUCCUCCCUUCUUCUUGCCCAGCAAGGCGCACGCCAUUUAAAAGCCUCCCUCUCCCCUCGCCACCCCAAAACCCUAACCCUCCUAAACCCUCGCGUCGUCUCGGCUCGGCUCGCCGCGCACGCGCGCCCCCGCAGCGCUCGGCCUUCGCGUGGCUGUAAAAGCGGAAGAUGCUCGGUGCCUCGAGGCGAUCCCUCUGCGCCGCCGCUGCCGCCCGCAGCCGCGCGGCCGCCGGCGCGGCCUCCGCCUCCGCUGUCUCCGGCGACGCCACCUCGGCCCUUCCCCUCCCGGUGAUCAAUGGGGCGCCCGGAGCUCCUCAGCAACAGAAGAGGUUGCUCUCCGUGCUUGCAGUGCCUAAGGUUACUGGAACCGGCAAUGUGGUGUCCCUCAAGCUGAUGGAUGGUGCCCUCGUGGGGAGGCGGUAUGAAUCAAGUGCGACUGCGGUUGACUCAUCUGACAUGCCGCCGGCUGAGAAGUACGAGUAUCAGGCUGAGGUCAACAGACUUAUGGAUCUGAUUGUGCACAGCUUAUAUAGUAACAAGGAAGUUUUUCUUCGAGAAUUGGUCAGCAAUGCUAGUGACGCACUUGAUAAGUUGCGUUAUCUGAGUGUCACUGAUCCUGAACUUCUGAAGGAUGGUCCUGAACUUGACAUUCGCAUACAAACAGACAAGGAUAACGGAAUAAUAACAAUCACUGAUACUGGGAUUGGCAUGACGAGGCAAGAACUUGUUGAUUCUCUUGGGACUAUUGCAAGCAGUGGAACUGCUAAGUUCUUGAAAGCGUUGAAGGAGAGCCAAGAAGCUGGCAUGGAUAGCAACUUGAUUGGCCAAUUUGGUGUUGGUUUCUAUUCUGUAUUUCUUGUUUCAGAUAAGGUUUUAGUGUCAACAAAGAGCCCGAAAUCUGACAAGCAAUAUGUGUGGGAAGGAGAAGCAGAUUCUAGUUCUUACACCAUCAGAGAGGAAAAUGACCCAGAGAAGCUCAUUCCUAGGGGAACUCGCCUCACUCUCUACCUCAAGCGUGAUGACAAGGGUUUUGCUCACCCUGAGAGGGUCCAAAAACUCGUGAAAAACUACUCUCAGUUUGUUUCCUUCCCCAUUUACACAUGGCAAGAAAAAGGCUACACAAAAGAGGUUGAGAUCGAUGAGGAUCCAGCAGAAGCUAAAAAAGAAGGUGAUGGUGAAACCAAAACUGAGGCUAAGAAAAAGACAAAAACUGUUGUGGAGAAGUAUUGGGAUUGGGAGCUUACAAAUGAAACCCAACCUAUAUGGCUUCGGAACCCUAAAGAGGUUUCAACUGAGGAGUACAAUGAAUUUUACAAGAAGACCUUCAAUGAGUACUUGGAUCCCUUGGCCUCCUCGCACUUCACUACAGAGGGUGAGGUAGAAUUCAGAUCAAUUCUUUUUGUUCCUGCUACGAAGAAGGAAGACAUAACUGAUAGGAAGACCAAGAAUAUCAGGCUUUAUGUUAAGCGUGUGUUCAUAUCAGAUGACUUUGAUGGAGAACUGUUCCCAAGAUAUUUGAGCUUUGUGAAGGGUGUUGUUGACUCAAAUGAUCUUCCAUUGAACGUUUCUCGUGAGAUACUUCAAGAAAGUCGAAUUGUGCGUAUAAUGAAGAAGAGGUUGGUCCGGAAGGCCUUUGACAUGAUACUUGGCAUUUCUUGCAGUGAAAACAGAGAUGAUUAUGAAAGGUUCUGGGAGAACUAUGGCAAAUUUUUGAAGCUAGGUGCCAUGGAAGACAAGGAAAAUCACAAGAGAAUUGCUCCUUUGCUGCGCUUCUUUUCUUCUCAGAGCAACGAUGAAUUAAUAAGCUUGGAUGAAUAUGUGGAAAACAUGAAACCUGAGCAAAAGGACAUUUAUUUCAUUGCUGCAGACAGCCUGAGCAGUGCCAAAAAUGCUCCUUUCUUAGAGAGUCUCACUGAAAAAGAGUAUGAGGUUCUACUUUUGGUUGACCCUAUGGAUGAAGUGGCUAUCCAAAAUCUGAACUCCUACAAGGAUAAGAAAUUCGUGGACAUUAGCAAGGAAGACUUGGACUUAGGUGAUAAGAAUGAGGAAAGAGAAAAGGAGAUAAAGCAGGAGUUCAGCCAGACUUGUGACUGGAUCAAGAAACGCUUGGGUGACAAAGUUGCUCGUGUUGACAUAUCUAAUCGUCUCAGAUCAUCACCGUGUGUUCUAGUUGCAGCAAAGUUUGGUUGGUCAGCCAAUAUGGAGAGGUUGAUGAGGGCACAGUCUAUGGGUGACACGUCUUCUUUGGAUUUCAUGCGUUCAAGGAAAGUAUUUGAGAUAAACCCAGAGCAUGAGAUAAUCAAGGGUUUGAAUGCUGCGUGCAGAAACAACCCUGAUGAUCCCGAAGCUCUAAAGGCUCUCGAUGUCCUCUUUGAAACUGCCAUGAUUUCCAGUGGCUUUACUCCCGACAAUCCAGCAGAGCUCAGCGGGAAGAUAUAUGAGAUGAUGAGUUCAGCCAUGGCCGGCAAAUGGUCCGCACCGGUGCAACCCGCCAAUCCGAGCCCACAGCAUGCCAUGACGCCUGACACCUCCGAGCCACUUGAAGCUGAAGUGGUCGAGCCUGUUGAGGCUGGCCAGCAGAAAUAAGAGUCAAACCCUCGGGUCGCCUGCUCACGCAGAAUCUUGUAGCUUACCUAGGAUCAUGUCAGACCGGAUAUGAGCACGGAGGAUUUUGAAUUUUUGUUUCAGCGGCCUGUAUAACGAGCUGUGUGAUUGCUAAUGUAGACAUUGGAUAGGAUCGAGACAGGAAUUAGUAGUGAAAAUACUUGACCAUGGUCUCGUAUAUGUGUUCUUUGAUGAUUCCGUAUCUCAAGUGAUUCUGUUUUGAAGGAUAAAACAAUGAAAUUGCUGCGUCCAGAACUGUUUGGAUCUGCAGCUCAGCUCGAGU
Messenger RNA from Phragmites australis (common reed), 2913 nucleotides. Its product is annotated as heat shock protein 90-6, mitochondrial-like. Gene Ontology annotation, cellular component: cytosol; protein-containing complex; perinuclear region of cytoplasm. Lineage: Eukaryota; Viridiplantae; Streptophyta; Magnoliopsida; Poales; Poaceae. Gene Ontology annotation, biological process: protein folding; protein stabilization; cellular response to heat. Bases 195 to 2612 code for a protein of 805 amino acids. The transcript is spliced from 20 exons. The record is from RefSeq and is a predicted model, not a curated record. Gene Ontology annotation, molecular function: ATP binding; ATP-dependent protein folding chaperone; ATP hydrolysis activity.